CUGUUUGACGCAGCAGCGCAAAACCGACAGUAAAUGAAAGAAACAGAACUUAAUGUUCGGUCUCGUUUCUUCCAGUGAAGGUUAACUUUCCCCCGAAGAGGCCACCGAGGAGCAGACAGGACGCAGGUUGGUGGAUGUUGGUUCAGCGUCUGGGUGCAUGAAUUCAUCUGGAGGCCUCAGUGCAGCGAGCUGUGCGGAGCAUGGCAGUUCUUGAAACCUUUACAUCGGGGGACAAGGGAGAGGCAAGAGGCAGGGUGGCAAUGUUGGACUGUGAAGUUUCUAAUGUUCCAUCAUGGAUGAUCGUCUCUACAUUGUCCUUCUGGGAAAAGUUGGAGUCGGCAAAAGUGCUUCAGCAAACACCAUUUUAGGACGAGCAGCGUUUGAAUCCAGACCAUCAUUUGCAAGAGUCACCAAACACGUCUCAAUGGAAACAGGAAUGGUGUUUGGGAAAUAUGUUGCAGUCAUUGACACCCCAGAUAUAUCAGGAUCAGAGGAACAGAUUAAACACUUCUGUCAGCAUUUCCUCCAGGAGUCCAUCCCUACUCUUUUCCUACUGGUUUUUAAAAUUGAUCGGUUCACCGAUGAAGACCAGGAGACUGUAGAGGCAACAACCAGAGUUCUUGGGCCUCAGAGGAUGAAAAACUGUUUCCUGCUCUUUACAGGUGGAGAUACUUUAUUUAGAUCGUUAUCAAAUUACAUUUCAGACUAUAAAUCAAGUUUACUUCCAGAGGUAGUCAAAAGUUUUUCAUCCAGAAUUCAUCUUUUCAACAAUGAAGAUGAGGGACGGAGACAGGUCAGGGAGCUACUGUUGAAGUCUGGACACAUCACAACAGGAAGCUUGUGGACAAAUUCAAUUUCAAGCAAACCCACAAGACCAGCAAAUGUGUUAAAUGGCAAAGGAACCGACCUGGAGACGAUUCUAGAGGAUUUGGGUUUGGAUCAGUUCUACAGGAAGAAACUGUCACUCAGCAAGAUACUGGAGAUCAAUGAGAAGAUCAUCAAUGAUGAGCCUCCAAAGUGUAAAUCUGAUCUUCCAUGGUAUUUUCUUAAGAAACUAAUGAUGGUGAAUGUAACAGCUAGAGAGAUAAAAUGCACAUCAGCUUCUGAGUCCAACUGUGAUGAUACAUUAAGUGAUUAUUUUGAUCUUGAUGAUCUUCUUGCUUGUCCAAAUGUGGAUGAGACACUAAAUCUUAAUGAUUUAAUCACUGCUCUCCUUUUGUGUUCUGAUGGGUUUGUCCAUCAAGAGUUAGCUCUAAAAAUGUCCAUGUGUCAGUUCUCUGUUCCUCUGCUGCUUCCUAACUGUGAUACACAGCAGUGCACCCUCAUGCUGUGGGCCAUGAGAGACAUUGUUAAGAAGUACAGACCUUCAAGUCUUUCAGAAUCAAAAGGCUUCAUAGAAGAAAGAAUAGUUCUUUCUGAACUUCCAAUGAUCUCAUUUGUGAGACUGGGUGAGUGCUCUCUGUCCAAAUCAGAGAUCCUCAAUAAACUUUUGAGUAACUCUCAGCAAUACCAUGACACCUUUGUUCACCGUGACAUGGAGUCUGGAGACAUUCAGAGAAGAAUAUCCAAUGGACUGACUGAAAUGACCUGGUACCUUCCCUGUGGAAACAAAAACAUGGACAUCUUCAGUGAACCAGUUGCUAUAGCUAACCUUCGUGGAGACAUUGCUUCAUUUGAAACUCAAUUCUUCUUUUUGUGUCAAACAUCUGCUGCUGUUUUUGUUUUUAUCGAUCAGCUGGACUCUGAAUGUGAACAGCUGAUGAACAAAAACCUCAAAGCAAAGAUCUUCUUGGUGGGAAACCAACAGAGCAAAAACUUCAGAGUUGAUUCUGUUAAAAAAAUGGCAACCAGUCUGGCCUUGACUAAAAAUAAUAUUCUAAUAAAUACAAAACAAACAAAUGAUGCAGAUUUUGUUAAACUACUGAGGAAAAGAGUCAGUGAUGUAAUUAAUAACCCACAGAGGAAAAUGUCAAUAGAGCAGAUGGCUGAAGUUGCUCAUGAAUUAGGAAUUCCAGUUGAUGAAGAUUCUCCAGAGUGCCAGGAUGGAAAGAAAAUUGCAGAUGCCAUCACUGCACAGAUAAAAGAUACUUUUCAAUUCAAAGAAAAUCAGUUUCCUUUGCAAGGUCAAAUAUGGAAGGAACUGACAUUUUUGGAAAAGGAAGAAUGUCGUCUUCAGAAAGUUGGUUCUGAAAAUAUAGGAAACUAUAAGAGCAAUCUUAAAAAGAAAAGAGAAGAACACCGUAAAAAACAAAAUUCCUAUGCAAUGUCAAGUGUAAUGUCAUACUUCAUUAGUGCAAUAUUCAGCCCACAUAGAGAAAGGUGUUAUUUUCUUAAAUGGAUGAGAAUGAACCUCGACAAUUUAUCUCGAACAGAACUUUCUGGCCUCAGGGAACUUUACAAGGAAAAAUGCAAAGAUUCUGAAAACAAACAAGAGAUCAAAGAAAUUGAUCAACAACUUUCCAGCAGCUCACUGGGAGUUGAGCACUUCUUCCGUGAAAUGGGUCAGAUCUAUGAAGCUUCUCUUUACCUUCCAGAAACAGAUCCAUCACGUCAACAACUGCAACAUCUGCCCAAACUCUGUGCUCAGUUGUUGCUGGAUGGAUUUCCUCUUGAGCUUGUAGAUGGAGAUGCUUCCAACAUUCCUCUCAGAUGGGUGAGUGAUGUUCUCUCUCAGCUCAAUGACUUGGUGUCUCCAAAGAACAAGAUCCUGGUCGUCACAGUUCUUGGAGUUCAGAGCACUGGGAAGUCCACUCUCCUUAACACCAUGUUUGGAGUCCAGUUUGCAGUCAGCAGUGGUCGAUGCACUAGAGGUGCCUUCAUGCUGCUCAUCAAAGUCAAUGAAGACUUCAAGAAAGUUCUCAACUGUGACUUCAUGAUGAUCAUCGACACUGAAGGCUUAAAGUCACCAGAGCUAGCACAGCUGGACAACAGCUAUGAACAUGACAAUGAGCUGGCAACACUUGUUGUUGGUCUGAGUGACAUCACCAUUAUCAAUAUUGCAAUGGAGAAUUCAACAGAGAUGAAAGACAUCCUGCAGAUAGUGGUGCAUGCUUUCCUCAGGAUGAAGGAGGUCGGCAAAAAGCCUCAAUGUCAGUUUGUUCACCAGAACGUUUCUGAUGUUUCAGCUCAUGAGAAGAACCUGAGAGACAGGAAGCUGCUGUUAGAACAGCUGAAUGAGAUGACCCAGGCAGCAGCUAAAAUGGAGAAGAAAGAGGAAAACAAGAGCUUCACUGAUGUGAUGGAGUAUAAUCCAGACACUGGGAGCUGCUACAUUCCUGGACUCUGGAAUGGAAACCCACCAAUGGCUCCAGUCAAUGCAGGAUACAGUGAGACUGUCUAUGAACUAAAGAAAAACAUCAUCCAACAGCUGGGAAAGUGUGAGUCAACUUCUAAUAACAUCUUGGAGUUCAGAGAGUGGAUAACCAGCCUGUGGAACGCAGUAAAACAUGAAAACUUCAUCUUCAGCUUCAGAAACAGCCUGGUGGCUGAUGCUUACAUGAGGCUCUGCACAGAGUACAACCAAUGGGAGUGGGAGUUCAAAAAGGAAAUGUACAAAUGGGUCACCACAGCAGAGACAAGAAUUUCCAGUUUUGGUUCAUUUACUGCAACAUCUCAAAUAUCUGACAUGAAUGAAUUCAUCAUUGUGUUGAAAAGUGAAGCAAUCACAGAGCUGACCAAGUGGGAGACAAAGAUCCUUGAAAACCUAAAGAAAUACUUUGAGCAGCCAGAAGGUCAUGUUUAUCUGGUUGAAGGAUACAGAGAGGAUUUCUCCAACAGCAUAAAGAGUCUUCGACGACAAACUGAAAGAUCAGUGUUCAACCAGAUCACAGCAGCAGCUGACAUUAAGAAGGGAUUGAAAGAACUCAACAAAAUCAGGGCCACUUAUAAAGAAAAAAUUGAGAAAGCAGUUUGUGAUUUAAUUGAUGAAUGUCGUGAGAAGAAUCUUGAAAUGACUGACAGAGAGCUUGAUGAAAGUUUUAAUAAGAUGUGGACUGAAACACUGAACACCUUGUCUUUCUCUGAACAACAAAUUUUAAAUAUCUUCACAAGUGUGUCUUAUCAGUUAACAAAUCUUUCACACAAAGGAAGCCAUGCAUGUGAACUGCUGAGUAAAAAAAGUCUCAAAGACUGUGGACUGGAGCCUUUUACAUACAAACCUAAAGGAGUGAAGGAAAAUAUUAAAACUGCUUUUAAAGGACUUCUUUCCUGGACAGAUCCAAUAAAGGCAAGACAAGAAAUUGCUGACAGUAUCAUAUCUGCUUGCAAUGAUUGUAUUAGUAAUAAAAUCAAGAGAAAAACCAAUUAUCAUGAUACUUACAUCCAGGAGAUUCUUCACAUCAUUGAUGAGAGGCUGAACAAAGCUGAUGUUGACACUGACAUUGAGUUUGAAGUGUCUCUGAAACAACACAUCUGUGGAUCUGCAGCCAGAAAGUUUCAGAAAAUGCAUGAAGAAUUUAUCCAAGAAAAUGAUCCUUAUAAAUGUCUGCAGAAAAACAAAGAAAAGUUUCGCACAGAUUUCAAAGAUGUCUUCCACAAACGAGAUCAAUGCCAGAAAAAAGCUGGAAAAUUCACAAACCAAAUUCUAAAACCUGCUGUUGAAAACUUCAUCUAUCGUUCUCUUGGUGUUGAUAUUGUUGAUAAAAUGAUGACAAAAGAGGAGUUUAGCUCACGAAUGUCCUUCCAGUAUUCAAUUUUAUUGGAUCUGAUUUCAAAAAGUGACUUCAACAGCUUUAAGAGUUACAUUCGCUCAUAUGAAUAUUAUGUAAAAUCAUGGAUAACUGAGAAAAUUAGGGAGAGUUUCUCCUCUCAGUCUACAAUAUGUGAAUUGGAGGACAAACAUCUUAAGUUCUGCAUGGACCACAUAAAUGCUGCCAUUAAAAAGGCCAAAGCGACAAAUGUUUUCAGCAAGAUCUGCACAGAACUUGGGGAUAAACUGGUAAUUUCCCAGUAUGCUCUUAAUGCCUUCAUGGGCAGCAACAAUGCUGACCAGGAACAGUUUGCUCACUGGCUCAACAAGUGUGUGCAGGAAAUGACAGAAGCUCUUGGAGAAAAGUUUAAAAACACAAAGUUUGAAAUAAAACUCUCACUUCUCCACAUAAAACCAGAGAAUGAGCUUUUCAACAGAGUGAUUGGUUGUGGCAAAAGGUGUCCAUUCUGCAAAGUUCCCUGUGAUGCAGGUGGAGAAAACCACACUCAACACUUUGCUUGCUUUCAUCGACCACGGGGUUUAAGUCAGUUCAGUUGGGAAUACCCAAAUAAUCACCCGACUGACAUCUGCUCUCGUCUUGUUAUCAGUGACCGAUAUUUUUGCUGCAGUGACACAAGGAAUCAAUGGCAUCUUUACAAAGAAUAUAGGCAGAUUUACCCAGACUGGAAUAUUCCUCCAGAUGUGAGCCUUGAGGCAUCAGAUUAUUGGAAAUAUGUGAUGAACAAGUACAACAAGGAAUUUGCUGAAGCAUAUAAUGCAAAGCCUGCUGAUAUUCCUGAUGCUUGGAAGAGAAUCACAAAGGAACAGGCAGUGGAAAGCCUCAAGAAAUCAUUCAACAUCAAGUGAAGUUAUAAUACAUGUUCAGUUGUUUGAACAUAACUGUUUUUUGCAUGUAGAGUAUUUUGAUCCUUUUUUCUUCUUGUUUUAAAAUCACCUCAUUUACAUAUGUAUUUUGUGUAUUAAAGACAAAAUAAACUGCUGAAGCCUCUUUUGCUAUAGCUCCUUAUUUUUUAAAAUUGUGCAUUUAUAAUAGCUAAACUGAAUUAAGCUUGAUGCCAGGAUCUUUUUAUUUUAGUUGUUUUUGCUAAAUGGGUUUAUCAAUGUUAUGAAAAAAAAUUCAGAUCAAUAUUUUAUGUCAAACACUGACAUCAGUUAUUACCAAAUACGGUAUUUUGUUAGCAUAAAAAUGUAUGUGUAUAAUUAUUUUUGACACAAUCAUAAUGACUUUGGUUUCACCUAUGUCUUGUUCUGGGUCUUAUGUUUUCAGCUGUUCCUCUGUUUUGAUAUUUACCUCUUGAUGUUUGAAUUUCCUUGUUUCAUGGUAUCAAUUAUUUUCUUGUUUUGUUUAUAUUGUUCUUUCACUUCAGCUUUUUAUUUUUGCUCUGCUGCCAUUCAUUGUCUUUAUUUUACUCACCUAAAAUAAAUACGUGACAGAUCACACCUCCACUUCA
Xiphophorus maculatus (southern platyfish) is the source of this 6159-nucleotide messenger RNA. RefSeq names its product interferon-induced very large GTPase 1-like. Lineage: Eukaryota; Metazoa; Chordata; Actinopteri; Cyprinodontiformes; Poeciliidae. The coding region runs from base 293 to 5554 and encodes 1753 amino acids. Gene Ontology annotation, molecular function: GTP binding. The record is from RefSeq and is a predicted model, not a curated record. The transcript is spliced from 6 exons.